CACGCGGUGCCGAGUCCCCCAUUCCCCCCAACCCCACCACCGAUCCGAUCGGCAAAUCCCCCCCGCCAAUUCCCCACAGAUCCCGGUCGCCCCCCCCCCCCCCCGGCCCCUUCCCGAACUCGCACCGGAAAUUGGUGGCGAGUUGCCCGCCGGCCCCGGCUCGCCGCGGGGGGAGCAGCUCCCCGGUCGCCGCGAUGGCGGAGUGCCGCAGCCUCAUCGAGUUCCUCCGCGCGUUCGAGCACCACCGCAGGGCGGCGGACAGCUCCGCCUCCGCAUGCUCCCGAUCCAGGCGGGCCCGCGCGGCCGGCGCCGGCGCCUCCUCCUUCUGCGACAGCACCCCGAUGGCCGUGGUCGACGCGGUCAUGCUGCUCGCCGUCGUCGCCGCGCUCGGGUUCCUCGUGAUCCCGUACCUCAGGCUGCUGCUCGUCGAGGUGGGCGCGCUGCUCCACCCCGCCGCGUCCUGCCUCUCGGCCGCCGCCUUCUUCGGGGCCGCGGUCGCCGUGGCGGCGGCCGUCGUCGCGUGGGAGCUGCUGGGCCACCACGCGCGCAAGUGCGGGAAGCCCAGGUGCAGGGGCCUCAAGAAGGCCGUGGAGUUCGACAUCCAGCUCGAGACGGAGGAGUGCGUGCGCGGCCGCCCCGGGCCCGCGGCGCGAUCGGCGCUGCUCGCGGCCGCGGGGGCGCGCCCCGUCGAGCUCGGGGACGAGCAGCGGGAGCUGGAGGCCGAGCUCCGCAAGAUGGCGCCGCCCAACGGCCGCACCGUGCUCAUCUUCCGCGCGCCCUGCGGCUGCCCCAAGGGCCGCAUGGAGGUCUGGGGCGCCAAGAAGGUUCGCCGGAUCAAGAAGUGAAAAGGGGUAACGGGGAGGAUCAGAUGGUCCCUAGUUAUUAGUCCAUUGCUGGUCUGAUUCCUGGUAACUAGUAGCUAGAAAAAUACUAUAUAAUUUCAGUAAUAAGUAUAGGGGAGCAAAUAAAUGGAUGAUACAACAGUUAUAUCACAGAUAGACUAUAGACAUCACAUACUCCUUGUAUUAUGAGCGAGUGGGAAUUUCAGACGAAAUAUAUGGCGUUUGCUUGUUCAUUCUCUAUUUUUCAUGGGACUCGGGAUUAAUCCGUCCAUAGCUGGUUACUCUUUCGGUGGAUCUAUAAAAUUGUUGGACGGUAA
Molecule: messenger RNA, 1159 nt
Organism: Panicum virgatum (switchgrass)
Lineage: Eukaryota; Viridiplantae; Streptophyta; Magnoliopsida; Poales; Poaceae
Exons: 1
Coding region: 195-845 (216 amino acids)
Source: RefSeq, a predicted model, not a curated record